Molecule: messenger RNA, 2308 nt
Organism: Labeo rohita (rohu)
Lineage: Eukaryota; Metazoa; Chordata; Actinopteri; Cypriniformes; Cyprinidae
Gene: minpp1a
Product: multiple inositol-polyphosphate phosphatase 1a
Exons: 5
Coding region: 89-1468 (459 amino acids)
Molecular function (GO): inositol phosphate phosphatase activity; acid phosphatase activity
Source: RefSeq, a predicted model, not a curated record
GCCUGCCAGUACAGUCUCAUUGAAAUGAGUCACUUUCCUGUUGCGCAAAGGAGAGGAGACGCCGCGCAACGCACCCCAAAACACAAACAUGGUCAAACAAGUGGUAACAACAGUAUGUUUUGUUCUUUUUCAUUGCAUUAUAAGUUACUGGGCAUUUAUGUCUUCUUGCAGCAUCCACUCAUCCACAAAAACCAUCAUACCAGCGAUCGCCAGGUAUUUUGGCACCAAAGGUCGCUAUGAAGAGGCUAACACGUACUUAAUCGACGAUAUUUUGGCCAUAAAUAACUCCCUUGUGACGCUGCCUUCAUCCAAUUGCAGAGAAAUUCAUUUGACAGCUAUAAUCCGGCACGGAACGAGGUUCCCGACCACUAAAAAUUUUCAGAAAAUGCGCGAAUUUUAUAAUUUCGUCGUGCGUGAUGUGACCAGCAACAGUUUGUCAGAGAUAAAGUCACAGUGGGCGAUGUGGUACGGGGAAGAUAUGGACGGGCGACUGGUGGACAAGGGCCGUGCGGAUCACAGGCAUCUGGCGCAGAGACUCAUCAAGUGGUUCCCUUCUUUGCUGACCCAGGACAAUGUGCGUCACGGACGCGUGAAACUGAUCACUAGUUCCAAGCACAGGUGUGUGAACAGUACCAUCGCUUUCAGGGAGGGACUAAUAAACGGACUCAGCAUGGAAGAUUCACUAGAUGAGUUUAAACCAGUUGUGAACGACGCUUUGAUGCGUUACUUUGACCAGUGCGAACGGUUCGUGAAAGAAGUGGAGAACAACAAGAGCGCCUUGGAGGAAGUGAAACAUUUUAAUGAAGGCCCUGAGAUGAAAAGAGUAACGGAAAAAAUGGCUGACAGGCUGGAAGUCCCAUAUGCGAGCAUUACCGAUGAUUCAGUGGAAGGAGCUUUCUUCCUGUGUGCGUAUGAGUUUACUAUCCGUGCGCUGAACUCACCCUGGUGCCAGUUGUUUGACGAGGUCGAUGCACAGGUGAUGGAGUAUUCUAGUGACCUGAAACAGUACUGGAAGCGAAGCUACGGACAUGAUAUCAACAGCAAGUCCAGCUGCAUCCUCUUCCAUGACCUUUUUCAUCGUCUUGACCAAGCUGUAGCCCAGAUCAACUUUAAUGGUACUGUUUCCGAGGCUGUAACAGUGCAGGUUGGCCAUGCUGAGACACUGUUACCCCUCCUCACCCUGCUGGAAAUGUUCAAGGAUGACACCCCUCUCAGCUCAACUAACUUUGCAAACCAGCAAAACAGAAUAUUUAGAAGUGGGAACAUUGUGCCGUAUACUGCCAACCUGCUGGUAGUGCUGUAUCAGUGCCCUGAAGGCAUUAGAAUGGGUGUGCGACUCAAUGAGAAAUCUUUGACCCUGCCUGGACUCACCGAACCAGUCCCAUUGUAUGAAGAUGUGAAGAAUCGCUACCGUGCUCUGCUGGAGGGCUGCGACCAAGAGACUGUGUGUAAAAUGAACAAUUCAUGAACAUAAAAGUACAACACAAGGCCUGCAAACUGAGAUUUGCAGAAACAAGUAAACAGAAUGAAAUAGGUUACACAAUAUUUUACUGCUGAUAGAACAGUAAAUGAAAGAAGAAGUAUAUAUUUUUUAUAUAUAUAUAUAUAAAUAUAUCCAAAUUUAAACCCGCAGUAUUACUUUCUAAUAUGAUGGACCAGUAAGAGAGCUAAAAUUCCAAAGCUGACAAAUCAGCUAUGACCAAACAUCCAUCCAAAUAUCUUGAUUAUGGGCACACCGGUUUGUAGUGCAAACAGUGUUACCGUUUACUGCACCUUGUUAUACAUUAUAUGCAUUAUAUUAUCUCCAAUGCAUAUAUUUAUGUAUGUAUGUAUAUGUAAAUACAUUCCAGUUACACUUUAUUUUAAGGUGUCCUUUUUACAGUAUAAUUACAUUUAAGUAUUGAGUAAUAUUAAUUAAAUACAUGAAUUUACUGUAUGGUUAGGUUUAGGAUUAUGGUUGGCUUAGGGUUACUUGCAUGUAAUUAUGCAUAAUUAAUUCUUAUUAUAUUAGUAAGUAUAUGUAACGUGUAACAAGGACACCUUAAAAUAAUGUGUUACCAACAUUUCUAAUUAAGCAGAUUGAAUUUCCAUGCAGUUUUACAAAAUGAAUGAAGGUUAAUAAAAUGUAGACUACAGUAUUAUAUGGUGAAAGUGAAUAUGUUAGAAAUGUCUAGACUAUAAUUACCUUGUGAAUGCAAUUGCUUGUUAAAGAUUACUUUUUUUUUUUUUUUUUUUAAUCUGUUAAUCAGGAAGGACUGGAAAUGUUAUUUGUUGUAUGAUUUGUCAGUACAAUAAACUGGACCUUGGG